AGUUGCCGGCCGACCCCGCCAUGGCUACGAGCAGGAGGAAGCAGGACGAGAAGCACUUGAAGAUCCUUCGCGACCUCGGCUCCCAGGCGGCCAAUAGGACAUGCUUCGACUGCCACCAGAGAGGGACGACCUACAUCAACAUGACUGUGGGGUCGUUCGUGUGCACGUCCUGCUCGGGCAUCCUACGGGGGCUAAAUCCACCUCACCGCGUAAAAUCUAUCUCGAUGGCAAGUUUUACUCCUGAAGAAAUCGAACAAAUCAAAUCGAAGGGUAAUCAGUAUUGUCAGGCGGUUUGGCUAGGUCUCUACGAUGCCAAGGCCAACCCCUUCCCCGACACCAAAGACGAGCAUAAAAUCAGAGACUUCAUGAUUCUCAAAUAUGAGAAGAAGAGGUUUCACGUGGAGCCAAGUAUUGCUCUCAAGAACAUGCCACCCCAGACAUCAAGCGCCAACUCCUCCAAUGCCUCCACCCCCAGCAGCGAGACCUCCAACAAAGCAGCUGGGGGAGGGGGCAUGGGGGCAGGGGGGCUGUCAUCGUCGUCAUCGUCCUCCCUAGCAGCAGCAGCAACAGUGGCAGGAGGAGGAGGAGGAGGGCAGGCAGGAGGAGGAGGAGGAGGAGGAGGGGGAGCAGCAGGAGGGUCCUCUACCAAUGUGUCUGUUUCACGACCAAAUGCCUCUUCAUCUCAGUCUGCACAAGGCCGAUGGAAGGAACGGAUGCCCAUCUUGCCUCCGCUGAAAAUAAUUCCAUCACAAUCCACUGUGUGUGACAACAACUGGGGGCCUAAAAAUGCAGCAUCGAAUGCCAGUGCUGGAGCCAAGAACUCGACAACAAAGUCCUCGGCCUUAUUUUGCUUGUUAGACGGAUCUGGGAUGGUGGAACAGCAAGGCAUUCAUCUGUCAAUGCCAAUGAUCCUUUUGCCUCGCCUACGAGUGCGCAGCAUCCAGCGUCCUAUAUCGCAGCCUCUUUUGCCAAUUUUGGAGAAUGCAAUAUCUUCACAAACACUGCCGGAUCCUCCAACGAGUAUCCACGAGGAUAUGGUCGAUCUCUUUAGCUACAACGCCAGUAUUGGUGUACCAAGUCCAGUGGUGUAG
This is a messenger RNA of Penaeus indicus, 1091 nucleotides long. RefSeq lists its product as uncharacterized. Gene Ontology annotation, cellular component: cytoplasm; membrane. The coding region runs from base 21 to 1091 and encodes 356 amino acids. Lineage: Eukaryota; Metazoa; Arthropoda; Malacostraca; Decapoda; Penaeidae. The record is from RefSeq and is a predicted model, not a curated record. Gene Ontology annotation, molecular function: GTPase activator activity. The transcript has 7 exons.